CAGGCGAUAAGGUAUCUCGGAGAAGGACAUCGCGGCUCUCACCACCGUCACCACAACGCACACAGUACCGAUUUAACAUCCGUACGCCAUCCCUCUCGUGCAGCGAAGCUCACGAUCCAUCCCACGAUGGUGCGCCAACGCCGUUCCUCCGCCGCGAGCGAGGACUCCGGCCACACGGCAAGGGACCAGGAGCUCGGAAGCAUGUACGAUUACCUUGCGAAGAUUGUUCUGCUCGGCCCCAGCGGCAGUGGGAAAUCAUGCCUCCUCCACCGCUUCAUCAAAAACGAAUGGCGCUCCCUCUCCUCCCAAACCAUCGGCGUCGAGUUCGCCAGCAAAAUAAUUCGUAUCGGCACCGGCUCGAGGAUGAAGCGUAUAAAGCUGCAACUCUGGGAUACCGCUGGCACAGAACGCUUCCGCUCCGUCUCGCGUUCGUACUACCGCGGUGCCGCGGGCGCGAUCCUAGUGUACGACAUCACGUCUGCGGCAACAUUUGCGGCACUUCCGCCAUUCCUGGCUGAUGCAAGGGCACUGGCGUCGCCACGGCUGACAACGCUGUUGGUGGGGAAUAAAGAGGAUUUGGCGGGUGGGGGAGGUGGAGAGUCGUUAUUGGAUUCGGCGGUUCCUGUGGCGCCCAGCUCGGCGAGUGCGAGGAGCGAGAGGAGUGGGUGGAGUGAGAGGAGUGAUGGGCUUCCGGGGGGUAGCGUGAGGGGGCUUGGGGCGAGGUUACAGGCUUCUGAGGCGCCGGAGGGGAGGGAGGUUGGGGGGGAGGAGGCGAGUCGGUGGGCGAGCAAAUCGGAAAUACCAGUGGCGGUCGAGGUGAGCGCGUUGAGUGGGGAGGGGGUGGAUGAAGUGUUCCAUCGGCUGGCGAGGAUGAUUUUGACGAAAAUCGAGUUGGGGGAGAUUGACCCGGAUGAUCCGCUCAGUGGGAUACAGUAUGGUGAUAUGGGAGGCGGAGGCGGAUGGGAGGACGGGGCGAGUAUCAAGAGUGGUGCUGGCGGUGAGAGGAGAAGAGGGGGCCUGAGGGAAUGGGAGGAUGUGUUUACAUUGAGUGGACGGGCGAGGCGGAGGGGGAGAUGUUGUUGAUAAGGUGGGCUGCACAUAUUGCUUGGGGUGCGGGCACAUACAGAAAGAGGCAAAGAGAGGGUUAUGGCGCUGAGCGCCGGGUGUUCGUUUCAGCGGGCGCUGACGUUACAUUGGCUAGAAUACGUAAUGCAUAAUGGGGAGUGGGCGCGUGGCGCCGUGGAGGAAGGGUAAACAGUCGGAUCAAUUCACAUAUCGAUAGGAAGGUAGCCCACAGCGCAGUUUGCAAUGAUUGCAACUCUUCGUUUGUCUGCUACAUAUGAUGACUUCGACCGUGAGAAGGAAGUUUUAAUUAACUUGCCCCGUCUUUGCAUCUGGAUGUUGCAGCAUAUGCCUUCGAUAAUUAUCGGGUCUUGAAAAGCCCUGCUUUAUUCCACCCAAGGAGAAUUUGCAGGAAGGGUACGGACAGUAGAACCGAUGAGCGUCUGGCACAGAAUCUUGAUGCCUUUCUUUGAUAUGUCGCUCAAGGUCCUUCUUGUACCGGAAGCCCUUGUUGUCACACUGUGGUGCGGUGCAUUUAAACGGCAGAGUAUGAGAUUUCUGGUGGGUGCUAGAUUAAGG
Pseudogymnoascus verrucosus is the source of this 1641-nucleotide messenger RNA. RefSeq lists its product as uncharacterized. Lineage: Eukaryota; Fungi; Ascomycota; Leotiomycetes; Thelebolales; Thelebolaceae. Bases 127 to 1083 code for a protein of 318 amino acids. The transcript has 3 exons. Gene Ontology annotation, biological process: regulation of endocytosis. The record is from RefSeq and is a predicted model, not a curated record. Gene Ontology annotation, molecular function: GTPase activity; GTP binding. Gene Ontology annotation, cellular component: endosome.